GGGUGAUUGUUGGAUUGAAUUUGAAGGAACAUAUUCUAAAGGCUGCUAUGCAGCGUAGCAUGGAUCAGAGGCCGAACUUGAGCUCAGUGGUGCAAAGUGUUGAGCUGAAAGCGCCCUUGAGAUCGUCAUUCUUGGGAAACAAUGUUCGUAGCAAGCUCCAUCUAACCUGCAGACCCAUUCGGCACAGAUCUGGGCUCCGCCUCUGCACCACUGGUAGCCAGGCAGGUGUGAGGGAUGCAGACUGCGCAUGCACCGCCUGCACAGCUCCCAGCAGGGCAGUAUCUUCCUGUGGGUUGUCCGCUGCUCGAAGAAGGCUGCAAGUUGUCUCGGCGACGGCUCCAUCGUCCUCAGAAGCAACGUCAGAACUGGCAGAUGUGCCCAGCACAGCUGACCAGGACAGCGUCAGACGACUCCAGCCAGACAGCAACGGCGCUGUGAGCACAGCGUCCUCCAGUGGGAAUGGAAGCGGGGUGCACGAUCAUGGGGUGAAUGGGAGCCAAGCCUUCACCCAGCUAGUGCGAGCGCCAGAGGACUUGAUGAUGGAGCCUGGAGUCCUGAGCAGCUUAGACAGAGGCGGCAGCUGCCAUCCAGCUGAUGUGUUCAGGUGUACAGGCUGCAGCGAGCCGACGUGCCAGACAUCGGAAGGAUGCCAGCAGAUGCAGUGGCGCUUCCAGCCGGGGGGGUACCUCAGAGAAAUCCUGACAGCCCGGGUCUACGAUGUGGCGGUGGAGACCCCCUUGGAGCUGGCUGCCGGCCUCAGCCUGUCCCUGGACAACAGGCUCUUCCUCAAAAGGGAGGACUUGCAGCCGGUGUUCUCCUUCAAGCUGAGGGGCGCCUACAACAAGAUGGCCAGCCUGACACCGGAGCAGCGGCAAAGAGGAGUCAUCGCCUCGUCAGCCGGCAACCACGCACAGGGAGUGGCCCUGGCAGCCGCAAGACUGGGGUGCAAGGCCACCAUCUGCAUGCCAGUCACGACGCCGGGUAUCAAGGUUGACGCGGUGAGGCGGCUAGGGGCGACCGUGGAAAUGGUGGGCGAGUCAUACACAGAGACACAGAGCCAUGCACAGGCAAAGGCGGCUGAGGAAGGUUUAGUUUUCGUGGCCCCCUACGACGACCCCUACACCAUUGCCGGGCAGGGCACGAUCGGCACGGAGGUGCUGCGCCAGCUCAGCAGCGCUGACCUGGACGGCCUGCAUGCGAUCUUUGUCGCCAUUGGCGGCGGCGGCCUCAUCGCCGGUAUCGCUGCAUAUGUCAAGGCGCUGCGGCCGGGUGUGAAGAUCAUCGGUGUUGAGCCGACAGGCGCCAAUGCAAUGGCAUUGUCUCUGGCGGCCGGCAGGCGAGUCACCCUGUCCAAGGUCGACGCAUUUGCAGACGGCGUGGCCGUCAAAGAGGUGGGCAUGGAGACUUUCCGACUGUGCCGGGAGCUUGUGGACGGCGUGGUGCUGGUGGACAACAGCGCCAUCAGCGCAGCCAUCAAGGACGUCUUCAACGAGACCCGCUCCAUCCUCGAACCCGCCGGAGCUGUGGCCGUCGCCGGCGCCAAAGCCUACCUCUCCCGCCACGGCCUCAAGGGAGUCACUGCGGUGGCAGUGACAAGCGGCGCAAACAUGAACUUUGACCGGCUGCGGUUGGUAACCGAGCUGGCGGACAUAGGCGGCCUGCGCGAAGCCAUGCUGGCGACCACCAUCCCCGAGCGCCACGGCAGUUUCGCGGCGUUCCUGGACAUCGCCAUAAACGACGCCAGCCUGCAGAUAACCGAGUUCAAAUACAGGUUUUCGGCGGGGUCGGAGGCGCACAUUCUGUGGGGCCUGGGCAUCCGGUCGCCGUCCGAGGUGACUGAUGUCGUGGACCGGCUGAAUGCGGCAGGGAACCCCACCCUAGACAUCUCCAGCAUCGAGGCAGCGCAGGUCCACCUGCGGCACCUGGUGGGCGGCCGCGCGCGAAGCUUCAUGGGGGAGCUUCCGCACGAGCGCAUCUUCCAGGUCGACUUUCCCGAGCGCCCCGGCGCCCUCCGCAAGUUCCUCUCAGCCGUCUCCCCAGAUUUCCUGCUCACCCUCUUCCACUACCGCAAGACAGGCGAUAAUGUCGCACACGGUGUCCAUGCAGGCAAUCGGUCGACUAAGCUGCUUGUGGGGAUUCAAGUCCAGCCGCACCAGGAGGAGGCCUUUGCAGUAGCACAGGAGCAGCUCGCUGCAGACUUCACCUUUGAGGAGCUCAGCGGCAAGGCCCGCCAGGUGUUCAUGAUGUUCAUAUCAUGAGAAGACCUUCAUUUAUGGGUCUGCUGACAAGGGAAUUCUGCAAGCCAGAGCCUGCUUUUGCAGUUGCUGAUUAUUUGGUGGUCCUGAUUUACUCAUUGUGUAAGAUAAAACAUUGGUUGUAAACUGUUAACAGCU
This is a messenger RNA of Coccomyxa subellipsoidea C-169, 2393 nucleotides long. RefSeq names its product threonine dehydratase I. Bases 48 to 2258 code for a protein of 736 amino acids. The record is from RefSeq and is a predicted model, not a curated record. Gene Ontology annotation, molecular function: pyridoxal phosphate binding; threonine deaminase activity. Gene Ontology annotation, biological process: L-threonine catabolic process. Lineage: Eukaryota; Viridiplantae; Chlorophyta; Trebouxiophyceae; Coccomyxaceae. The transcript has 12 exons.